Helicoverpa armigera (cotton bollworm) is the source of this 2139-nucleotide messenger RNA. Its product is annotated as nicotinamide riboside kinase 1. The record is from RefSeq and is a predicted model, not a curated record. Bases 393 to 992 code for a protein of 199 amino acids. The transcript is spliced from 5 exons. Gene Ontology annotation, molecular function: ribosylnicotinamide kinase activity. Lineage: Eukaryota; Metazoa; Arthropoda; Insecta; Lepidoptera; Noctuidae. Gene Ontology annotation, cellular component: cytoplasm.
UUAGAUCUCCACCACUCACGCAUUCACAAGUGUUAAGCGAGUCUAUGCGUUACUGCUAGUGGCGUGAGGUCGAGAUUGGUUUGAUGCCGAUAUAUGGACAUACCUGAUGCGCUGGUGGGCAAGUUGGUGCUGGUGACGACGAGCUCCGUGUUUGCUGUGUUCUGCCUCUGGGUCAACUCUUACCCUUUUAUUGACGAAGACUCGUGGCUGAGCUUGUGGCUGCCGGACCCGCAGUGGUCGCUGCUGCUGUGCGGCGCCUGGGGGCUGCUAUUCGUGGGCGGCCUCAUGGCCUUCACGCUCUACCACCUCUACCCGCACCUCUCGCGCGACCCCCUGCCCCACUGACCGCCCGACUCACCACCCGUCUCACCGCCCGACACAACGCUACAGUCAUGGUCUCCAGACGCAAUGAUUGGAUUAUUAUAGGUAUAUCAGGCGUGACAUGCGGCGGCAAGACGUCGCUGGCCCACCAGCUGGCGAGCACGCUGGCGCCGGUGCACGUGUUCCACCAGGACAAGUACUUCUUCCCCGACGACAGCGCGCGGCACGUGCGCUGCGCGUCGCUGCCGCACAACAACUACGACAUCCUCUCCGCGCUCGACAUGGACGCCAUGCUGCGUGACGUCACGCGCACGCUCGCCGGCGACGACCGAGCGCACGCCACCACCACUGACGUCACGGGGAGAUAUACACGCCCGGGGAAGAAGUUCCUUAUAGCCGAGGGCUUCACCGUGCUCAACUACCCGCCCAUCAUGGAGAUGUGUGAUCUCAGAUACUACUUCGUGCUGGAGCUGGGCGAGUGCCGAGCCCGGCGGGCGCUGCGGUUGUACGAGCCGCCCGACAUCGAGGGCUACUUCGAGCUCUGCGUGUGGCCCGAGCAUCUCAACUACAAGGCAGAGAUCGAGAAAGACAAGCGCGUGAAGAUAUUGGACGGCACUCGCGCGGACGCCUUCGACAUCGUGAUGGAAGACAUCAAGGCGCUCAACACAUAACCCGUGUGACGUCAUCGCUACACUUCGGAUAACUUCGGCCGACAUCGGCAAACCUCGGGCAACUUCGGCAGCGCUCGGCCGCUCGCUUAAUGUUUACGAAUAAGUCAAAAUAAACGCAAAUUCUCAAAUAUCUAGUUGUAACCAUCGGCUAAUUGGAUGGUUUAUUUAUUUCCCAGUUACGCCCAUUUUCACACCGACGACAUAAACGUCCGUUUUCUUAAAACUGUACUUUGAACAUUAUCGUUUAUGUUAUCGGUGAACUGGAGCGUUAAUUGGUUAGGCAAAUGUCCAAUAUGUAAGUAAUUGCUUAAGAUCGUGUAGUCGCCAAAAAUCUAGCCAAUUUUAUAUUGUAAAGUUAAAAUUAGUUGUUUUUCAUAUUACAUUGGUAUAUUCUAUAGUUUUAAUAAAAUUGACUUGUAUUUGUUUUUAUAAAUGUUAUUAGGAAUCGAUAAAUUAAUUAGACUUAUGUUUCGUCUUUAUUUUUGAUCAUGAGAAUUGAGGCAGGUCGAGAAUUCAAAUCACUCAUCUAUCAAGUGAGAUAUCGAGAGUACACUCAAUGCAACAUUUAUAAUGUAAGACACAAACAAACAAUGAAGGCAAUUUUACAUAAAGCUCUGUAUAAAUCGUGCGUGUUAACAGAGAUACAUCAAAUGACCGCUGCCAGUCAUCAUUGUGUUUACGGCUCAGUAAAUAAGAUAUCUUAACGCUAAAUUUGUUACAGGCUAUUUAAAGUUUGUAAUAUGAUAUUUAUAAAUUGGAAAUAUUUUUGUAUACAGUAUAUUUAACUCUACAGCUACUAUACACCGCAAGUCGCCUUACGCACCUUACGCUGACUUACGAAUAUAUCUUUAAAUGAUUAUUUUGAGAAAGUUGAGACGACGUGAAAAUAAUACGCUUGAAUGAGACGGAUGCUAUGCACAUGUACUAGAGUAUAUAAGAAUUAUAAUGAAUGAGAUGUGACAAUUAACGUCAGUUCACACAUACUGGUGGAUAUCGUUAUAAUUCAAGACUUCAUAUCGACUCCAUUCCUAUCUGUUUGUGUGAACUGGCUCUAACACGGGUGCCGGCGGAGUGAGUGGUAGUCAAUUGCACGUUUUAACUAUAAGUAUUGUUAAAUUAUUCAUUUUCAAUAAACUUUGAUCAUGUA